Molecule: messenger RNA, 640 nt
Organism: Aspergillus versicolor CBS 583.65
Lineage: Eukaryota; Fungi; Ascomycota; Eurotiomycetes; Eurotiales; Aspergillaceae
Exons: 2
Coding region: 94-534 (146 amino acids)
Source: RefSeq, a predicted model, not a curated record
GAUAUACGGACAGGACUCAAGUAUAAUACGAACAAGCGGCUUGUCUAGAUGGAUUUUGGGUGUAUAUAACGUUGGGCUUUUCAUGUUGAAAGAAUGAUACGGUUUUGUCAAUUCUGUGCCCUAUUAUUUGCUACAUCAGCCUGCAUACUAUACAUCAGAAAGAACGGCCAUUGCUACGUGAACGAAGACACCCAAGACGUGACAGUCGCCUCGAUCACGAACCUGCAGCAGGCGUAUUCCAGCGGCAGAACAGAAACCCCGAUGUAUGCCUUACACAGCAAAGGCAGCCUCGACACUGCUCGGGCAGCAACUGCCAUGAUAGUGCUAUCCCACGUCAGUACCGGGCGCACGGGAAUACGGGUCUUCUCCAAAGGGCUAUCAGAUAGCCUAUCAAGCAUACUGUGUGGAUGCGGUGCUGCAGGUGGCCCGGGUUACUGGGGCAUUCGUGCCAACACAUGCAUGACACUACGAACUGUAUACAUGAGUAGUGUAUGGCAGUGGUGCGGGGCUGAGGCUCUAGCCUGUAUGCCUUGAGAAAUGCCUAUAGUCGGACUUGGUGGUAUCAAUUUAAUCAAGCUUGAUUCGUAUACACGUACUUCUCUAUAUACGCACGCUCGUAUCUUCAGAAAUCACGUCCAAU